Messenger RNA from Funneliformis geosporum, 335 nucleotides. The record is from the annotation of a GenBank genome assembly. Lineage: Eukaryota; Fungi; Glomeromycota; Glomeromycetes; Glomerales; Glomeraceae.
AAUUUUCAUCCUGUUCAAUUGUAGCUAUUUUAAAUGAAAUCAAUACAAUUAAUUGCCAAAUGAGUAGUGAUACAAAUGCAUGGAAAUCUAAGAAAGUGAUGCAUGAUAUAUUAAAAAUAGCUCAGCAUAUACUUGUAAUAGAUGCCUUCAGAAAUGAAUUGACUCUGACCUUUCUUGAAGCUUAUCACAAUGAAAAUAUUCAAGGUAAACUUGAUUGUGUAGCUUAUACAAAUACAGUAGAAGUAGGUAUAUCUUUUGAAAAGACUGAUCACUAUGAUGCAGUUAUAGGUAUUACAAAUAUUAUAACUCCAGUUAAUGUUAAAGCCUUUAUUUAG